GCAAAUGACCUUCCAACACAAGGCGGUCUAGCAGUGACCUCCAGACAGCCCCCACCCAUUCCCUCUCGACAGCCAGCUGCAAGACAAACCUCAACAAUUGCACCUUACUCCGGGUACUCCAGUUAUGGCUACCCAUAUAAUUCAGGAUUCAGUAACAUGUACGGGGGCUAUGGAGGUUAUGGUGGGUUUUACAACCCCCAACUAGCUGGUGAUGCUAUGGCUGGGGGAUUCGCACAGCAGGCUGAAGUUAGCACUAGGCAGGCUUUUCAAUCUGUGGAAACGAUCGUUCGGGCUUUUGGGUCUAUUGCUAUGAUGUUGGAUUCAACUUAUCAGGCAGUUUUCAAUUCAUUCCGUGCUAUAAUAGGCAUGGCAGACCAGAUAUCGCGAAUGCGACUCCAUCUCUCACACAUAUUCUCGACGUUGGCGCUCUUCAGAGUUCUGAGGUGGAUUGUUCGGAAGGUGAAGUACUUUCUGAGAAGGCUGAGGCUUGGAGGCGAGGUGGCUUUUAAUGAACAGUUGUGGGAAGAUAGCAUAAGGGCUGAUGGGUUGAAAGUAAUCAAAGACAUUGGAAAUUCUUCAGGAAAUCCUACUUGGCCAAUAUUUUUAUUCUUUGCAAUUGUCACGGGCGGUCCCUGGCUGCUCUGGAAGUUUUUCAACUCCUUCGCUGGAAAUCAUAAUGACAAGACAGCUGAUUGGCUGACUGGUUUGAGUGACAGCUACGUAGGUGUGGCUGAGUAUGACUUCCAGGCAAGAACACCUGAUGAAUUGAGUUUCAAGAGAGGGAAUAAGAUUUCAAUCGCUCCACAGGAGCUCCAAACAAACAAAGGAUGGUUACUGGCAUCUGUCGACAAGAUGAAAGUUGGUCUUGUGCCAAUGAACUUCAUAAAAAUUAUUGGCAAAAUCCGAGGAAAAAAUACGAAUCCAACAACUAGUCAGACAUCUGAUUCAAACGCCAACAUCUCAGACAGCACUCAAGCCAACGAGAGGCAUUAUUCGCCCAUCAUAAAUGAAAUCAUUUAUGAGAAUAUCUGCAAAGAAAAAAAGGUGAAUGACGAACAGCAGAGCAAAGUUGACUUCAGCCUUCCCAUUAUAGAUGAGAUGAGAGAAUGUGAAAAGGUCGCAACAAGUAGCUGCAGUGACCAGCCAGCCAGCAGUCAAAUCACACCAGUUAAAAAUGACAUGCAAGAUGUUCAUUUUAUCUCUGAGGAAAGUGACAGAUGCGUGAAGAUCACUGAAAAUGACGUCACCAAUCAAACCAUGGACGCGGUUGCCACUGUCAAUAUGAGUGCAGAUACUAAUAGCGGCAGUGACGCUAACAAGCCAUCGAACGCCGAUGAGGUCGGCUUACACGCGAGUCGAGUCUUAACAUUAUAAACUCAUUUUUUUCAUUUUUUAGUAUCUACUUUCUUCCAUUCUUAGUGAAAUUAUUCUCACUCAAUUUGUUUUGGUCGUUUGACUUUCACCCCCUCUGCAAGAAGUUUUUGUUUGAAAUAUUUAAUUUAUCUAAUCUGAUUUUGUCAAAAGUUUUUUUAGUACGUUCA
Helobdella robusta is the source of this 1541-nucleotide messenger RNA. RefSeq lists its product as hypothetical. Gene Ontology annotation, cellular component: peroxisome; peroxisomal membrane; peroxisomal importomer complex. Gene Ontology annotation, molecular function: protein binding. The transcript is spliced from 5 exons. The record is from RefSeq and is a predicted model, not a curated record. The coding region runs from base 157 to 1374 and encodes 405 amino acids. NCBI's taxonomy places the organism in Eukaryota, Metazoa, Annelida, Clitellata, Rhynchobdellida, Glossiphoniidae. Gene Ontology annotation, biological process: protein import into peroxisome matrix, docking.